AUGGAACAGCUGGCAGACUCAGCCAUUAAGCUGGUAAACACGAACGAUGCCUUGCUAGGCACAUUAGAAGGCCUUGAGAUUCUCAUACUCGAAGGCUUCUAUCAUAUAGAUGGCGGCAACAUCCGACGAUCCUGGAUCACGAUGCGCCGUGCUGUCAUGACAGCACAGCUAUUGGGCUUGCAUCGACCAGGUCAUUAUCGCUUCAAGGUCCUCAGCCAGCAGAACGAUCUUGAUCCUGCGGUCAUGUGGGCCAGUGUGGUUUCGACGGAGCAAUUUCUAUGCUUACUGCUAGGUUUGCCCACAAGCACUAGCGGUGCGAAUUUCACAAUCCCCAGAGCAACGAGCGCUCGUGUUGAAAGCGGCAACCUGCCUGUACUCAUUCCUGAUGUGGUGCGCAAGAUUAUCGAACGGAAUCAAAUGCACGCACCCCAGGAAGCACUUGUUAUGACUCAAGACAUCGAUCAAGAGCUCUUGAAGGUCACUGAGCAAUGGCCGCCUACAUUCUGGCGGCCAUUGGCACUUGCGGGUCUUCAGGUAGACUCGGCGGAUGCGUUCUCAGAAACUCGACGAGCUUGGGAUCAUAUAUUCUAUUACUCUUUAGUGAAUCAGCUUCACCUACCAUAUAUGCUAAACCCAAGAUAUGUGCCGCAGAGGUUGUACUCGAGAAUAGCCUGUGCAAAUGCCAGCCGUGAGAUUCUGAUUCGACAGAUUGCGAUCCGUACAUUUAACCCAGUCACGGCAGGCUGUCGGAUGAGCGACUUUGUGGCUCUGAUUGCGGGCAUGACACUGAUGCUGGCCCACAUCUUAAGCCACUGUAACAAGAGUACUGAUAACCUACUCAUACACCAGCGGAUGGGAGACCGGGCGAAGGUGGAGCGGUCUCUUGAGUGCAUGGAAUCCGUGUCGGAGCUGCAUGAGGAUGUUCUCACAGCAAAAUGUGCUGCCCUUCUCAAGAAUUUGUUAGACAUUGAAGCCGGGCCUACAGAAAGACAAUGCGAGUAUGGUCAAGAAGAGGACCAAGACGUGUUGAUAGUCAAGGUGCCGUACGUUGGUGCCAUCAGAAUUGCGCGAGACGAUAUUUCUAUUACCCCCUUCGACGCGGAACAGGAACAAGGUUCUCAUGAAGGUGUCACAAUUGGUGGCUUUGGUUCUAUUCAUGUCAGAACACCACACGACUCCGACCAUCAUGUUGAUGGGGCCACGCCCGAUGCUACAGCCCGGCCAUCAAGUGCGCAGGCAGUGGGGGCAUCGUCAGCAAGGAAUCACGGGAGACAAAUAGCCUCUGGAGAUACUUUUGUGCUGCCAGAAGAGACACCUCCUGAUGCCACUGCUGGCAUGGAAGAAUGGCUUUUCCAGGGUCUUGACACUGCAUUCUUUGAUUUGCUGAUGAGUGGAGCUGGAGAGCAGCCGCUGAACGGCGCUGACACUGAAGGAUGGAAUUCUAAUAAUUUCCCAUGA
Molecule: messenger RNA, 1458 nt
Organism: Penicillium soppii
Lineage: Eukaryota; Fungi; Ascomycota; Eurotiomycetes; Eurotiales; Aspergillaceae
Product: fungal specific transcription factor domain-containing protein
Exons: 1
Coding region: 1-1458 (485 amino acids)
Biological process (GO): DNA-templated transcription
Molecular function (GO): DNA binding; zinc ion binding
Source: RefSeq, a predicted model, not a curated record